Diabrotica virgifera virgifera (western corn rootworm) is the source of this 1931-nucleotide messenger RNA. Its product is annotated as esterase B1-like. The transcript is spliced from 10 exons. The coding region runs from base 18 to 1871 and encodes 617 amino acids. The record is from RefSeq and is a predicted model, not a curated record. NCBI's taxonomy places the organism in Eukaryota, Metazoa, Arthropoda, Insecta, Coleoptera, Chrysomelidae.
UAAAAAUUAGUCUUAAAAUGAUGCUGGCGCGUACAAUUUUUGUGUUGUCCUUGACUUCAAUUUUUUUUACUUUUAACCUUGGGGUUGAAGGUACGGUGUGUGUGGAUCAGUUUGAUCCGAAAGAUGCGGGUGUUUGCCACAAGGGUGUAAAUAAUGGAGAUUCAGACAAAUGUAAAUCUACAAACGCUCACCUUCAAAGCGAUAUAAACAAUAUUCGGUCAUGGUUCAGAAGGUUAGGCCGCACUCUUGGCAUUGUACCUAGACAAACCAUUGAAAUGGACCAGUCAAUUGUGCAGACCACGGAAGGAAAAUUAAGGGGAUGUAUUAGACACACUUUUGAUGGUGAAGAGUUUUAUGGCUUCCUUGGAAUUCCUUACAUUAAACCAGCUUUAGGAGACCUACGAUUUAAGGCUCCACAACCUCCAGAACCUUGGACCGGUAUUAGAGAUGCAACAAAAGUGGGCAGUCCAGUUUUCCACAAAGAAACUUUUACUAAAUCUUUUCUUGGUGGCGAGGAUGGGGUCAAUCUUAAUGUAUAUACUAAGAAGCCCAUUCCACAAGGUUCAAAGCUUAAUCCAGUUAUGGUUUACAUUCACGGCGGUGGUUACGUUGAAGGCCGUAAUGGUCCCGACAUGUUCGGACCUGAGUAUCUUCUCACCGAAGACGUAGUUUUGGUUGUCAUCAACUACAGAUUGGGCAUUCUUGGAUUUUUGUCCCUCGAAGAUCCUUCCUUAAAAAUAUACGGCAACGCUGGACUUAAAGACCAAGUGGCAGCACUCAAAUGGGUCAAGAGGAAUAUUAAAAACUUUGGUGGUGAUCCUGAUAACGUUACGAUUUUUGGGCAAAGUGCUGGAGCUGCCGCUGUUGAGUAUUUAGUAGCUUCUCCUGCAGCUAAAGGACUUUUCCAUAGGGCCAUUUUUCAGAGCGGUUCAGUCGGUAGCUUCUGGGCUUCUGGACAAAGAUUUUCAAAGGGCCUUUUGCAAUUUUUGGAAAAAGGCAACCUGUCAGACACACAAGCUUUAGAAUAUUUUAAAAGUUUGUCUGUUAGAGAAUUGUACGACAUUAUGACUAAGUACACCAAGAGUGUUCCAUCACGAACUUUAGGGCUUCUUGGUCCGAUAGAAGAAAUUCCAAAUGAUACAGCCUUUAUCACUAAACAUCCACUGCAGCAUAUUAUUUCUGGAGAUUAUAACAAAGUUCCUAUAAUGAUGGGGUACACUUCAAAUGAGGUGAUCUGUCUCAGCUCUGAACUUAUGGAAGAUCAAGGCAAAGCUUUCGUAGACAAUUUCGAUAUCGAGUUCAUUUUGAACGCUAUGAUAGGAAUUGAAAAAGGCAGCGAGACAUCUAAAAAGUACGUACAACGGAUACAAGAGAUUUAUAAGAUGCCGAAUGGUGAAAUCAACAAGUACUUAGUAUUAUCAGAUCUCUUCUUUGUAACAGGUGCCGUUGGUUGUGCCAAACAUCACGCAGCUACGUCUGGUAAACCAGUUUAUUUGUACAGAAUGUCUUUAGAUGCUGGCCUAAAUAUGUUUAAAAGAUUAGCCCAUCUUGACGAUUUACCAGGAGUAAGCCACUUUGACGAUAUUGGAUACAUAUUUAAAAACGCGGGUUUCCCUUCACCAAAGAACGGUACCAUCGAGGAGAUUUCUGUCAGAAGGUUUGUAAAGCUGUGGACCAACUUUGCAAAAUAUGGAAAUCCCACACCAAAAGAAAGUGAAUUGGGAAUUAUCUGGAAACCAUUGGAACCUAAGCAGGACUAUCUGUUUGAUAUAGAUAGGCAACUUUCUUUAUUGACCGAAAUAGAACCUGAGAGAAUGAAGUUAUGGCGUGAAAUCUUUCAGUUGAAUCCUAUGUUGAAAAAUUUGUUGUAAAUUUUGCAUUUGUGUUUCACUAUUAUUUUUAAAGUUUAUUAAAAUGCUUGUUCAGUUGAA